Australozyma saopauloensis is the source of this 1518-nucleotide messenger RNA. It is a transcript of the gene DBP5, whose product is annotated as ATP-dependent RNA helicase. Gene Ontology annotation, molecular function: RNA binding; RNA helicase activity; ATP binding. Bases 1 to 1518 code for a protein of 505 amino acids. Gene Ontology annotation, biological process: poly(A)+ mRNA export from nucleus. The record is from RefSeq and is a predicted model, not a curated record. The transcript has a single exon. Gene Ontology annotation, cellular component: cytoplasmic stress granule; nucleus. NCBI's taxonomy places the organism in Eukaryota, Fungi, Ascomycota, Pichiomycetes, Serinales, Metschnikowiaceae.
AUGUCUAAACCCGACGUUGAUGCCUCCGAGCUUCUCUCCUCCUUGAGUAUUGAGGGCAAAUCUGGCUCUCUUCCAAAAUCUGGCGAUGCAAAGCCCGCUGUUGCAGACUCUGCAGUGGAUGUGAAGGAGACCAAUGCCAGCACUGACACCUCCAGCCCUAGUGAUCAAGUAAACGGCAAUUCGAAUAUCAAGAAGGAUGUUGAAAAUAAAGCCUCUCAGUCUGAAUCAGACGCUACCAAGCCUGAUGAACCAAAACAACCUGACACUAACUUGAUCAAAUCCACGUAUGAGGUCAAGGUGAAACUAGCACAGGAGAAUCCCGACUCGCCACUUUUCUCCGUCAAGUCUUUCGAAGAGCUUGGCUUGAAGGACACUUUGCUUAAGGGAUUGUACGCUAUGAAGUUCAACAAGCCAUCUAAAAUUCAAGAAAAGGCUUUGCCCCUUCUUCUAGCCAACCCUCCGAUGAACAUGAUUGGUCAAUCUCAAUCUGGUACUGGUAAGACUGCUGCAUUUUCUUUGACCAUGUUGAGUCGUGUUGAAGAGGGAAAUCCUUGUGUUCAAGCGAUCUGUUUGGCACCCGUGAGAGAACUUGCAAGACAAACUCUUGAGGUUAUUCAGACAAUGAGUAGAUUCACAAAAAUUACCAGCAGACUUGUGGUGCCUGGUACCUACGAUAAGCUGACAAUCUUUAACGAGAACAUUUUAGUUGGAACUCCCGGCACUGUCCAGGACCUCAUUAGAGCAAAGAGAUUGAACAUGAAAAAAAUCAAGGUGUUUGUCUUGGACGAGGCUGACAACAUGUUGGAGAAUCAAGGUCUUGGAGAUCAGUGUGUCAGAGUCAAGCGUACAUUACCUCCCACUUGUCAACUUGUCUUGUUCUCUGCUACUUUCCCAACGCAAGUGCGCGCAUUUGCAGAGAAGUUCGUUCCAAACGCCAACUCCUUGGAAUUGAAACAAGAAGAACUCAAUGUCGAUGGUAUCAAACAACUCUAUAUGGACUGUGAUUCAGCAGAGCACAAGUUUGAAGUCUUGUGUGAAUUAUACGGUUUGUUGACCAUUGGUUCCUCUAUUAUUUUCGUAGAAACGAGAGCAACUGCUGACAAGUUGGCUGCAAUGAUGACGGCUGAAGGACAUAAGGUGUCUGUUUUGCAUGGUAAAUUGGAACAUGACGAGAGAGAUCGUCUCAUCGACGACUUCAGAGAGGGAAGAUCGAAGGUCUUGAUUACAACCAAUGUCUUGGCUCGUGGUAUUGAUAUUGCCACAGUCUCGAUGGUUGUCAACUACGACUUGCCUGUGACAAAGAAUGGAGACCCAGACCCAUCUACAUACUUGCACAGAAUCGGAAGAACUGGUAGAUUCGGCCGUGUGGGUGUCUCUAUCUCAUUUAUUCACGAUAAGAAAUCUUACGAGACGAUCAAAGCUAUCAAGGAGUACUUCGGUGACGUUGAGAUGACAAGGGUUCCUACUGAUGAUUGGGAUGAGGUUGAAAAGAUUGUAAAAAAGGUGAUUAAAGGGUAA